Molecule: messenger RNA, 1670 nt
Organism: Salvia miltiorrhiza (redroot sage)
Lineage: Eukaryota; Viridiplantae; Streptophyta; Magnoliopsida; Lamiales; Lamiaceae
Product: serine/threonine-protein phosphatase PP1 isozyme 9-like
Exons: 4
Coding region: 211-1164 (317 amino acids)
Cellular component (GO): nucleus; cytoplasm
Molecular function (GO): protein serine/threonine phosphatase activity
Source: RefSeq, a predicted model, not a curated record
GAGCACUCAUAAUUGACAGGAAAAUGUUAAAUGCCCAAAUUGACCGAACGAUAAUAGUAAUCACUUUUCGAUUAUGCACGCACCAAACCAAAUCCAUUCUUGAUUCUUCUCUCUCACAUAACCCACCAUCAAUUUGAAAUUUUGAUGAUAACCCUUUUUCAUUUCUGCGCCUAUCUAAUCUGAGGGAGAUUGAAUUGAAAUUCACCCAAAAUGAUGACAAUAGAAGGAAAUAUGGAUAAGGGGGUGUUGGAUGACAUAAUUGGGCGGCUGUUGGAAGGCAAAGGAGGGAAACAGGUGCAGCUUUCGGAGGCGGAGAUCCGCCAGCUCUGCGUCAACGCUCGCCAAAUUUUCCUCUCCGAGCCCAACCUCCUUCAACUCCGCGCCCCUAUUAGGAUCUGCGGAGACAUACAUGGCCAGUACCAGGACCUAUUAAGGCUCUUCGAAUAUGGUGGGUACCCUCCUGGCGCAAAUUACCUAUUUCUAGGAGAUUAUGUUGAUCGAGGCAAGCAGAGUUUGGAAACAAUAUGCUUACUACUGGCUUACAAGAUAAGGUAUCCAGACAGAGUAUACCUUUUAAGGGGAAACCAUGAAGAUGCCAAGAUUAACCGUAUUUAUGGAUUUUAUGAUGAAUGUAAGAGGCGGUUCAAUGUUCGGCUGUGGAAGAUAUUUACCGAGUGCUUUAAUUGCUUGCCUGUCUCUGCCCUCAUAGAUGAAAAGAUACUUUGCAUGCAUGGAGGACUUUCUCCUGACCUCAAACGAUUGGACCAGAUUAAUGAGAUUACUAGGCCGACUGACAUUCCAGAUAGUGGUCUCCUCUGUGAUUUGCUUUGGUCUGAUCCUGAUCCUAGGAUACGUGGUUGGACUGAUAGUGAUAGAGGUGUUUCAUGUGUUUUUGGGGCAGAUGUAGUUGCAGAAUUCUUACAAAAAAAUGAUUUGGACCUCAUUUGCCGCGGUCAUCAGGUGGUGGAGGAUGGGUAUGAAUUCUUUGCCAAAAGAAGACUGGUUACCAUAUUCUCCGCUCCAAAUUAUGGUGGAGAGUUUGACAACGUAGGUGCUCUUUUGAGUGUGGACGAAUCACUAGUGUGCUCUUUUGAGAUAUUGAAACCCCUGUUAGUCAAUCCAAAGAUGCCUUUGAAAAAGCCCCCUAAAAUUGGAGCGGCCUGAUGCACCACGAAAUGCAUUUACAAGUUUGUUUCAGUGAAUGGGUGGAACGUAAAGCUUGAAUUUCUUUGUUGAUAAGCUGUCUCGUGGACAAUGUUUGAUGCUCGUAGCUUAGAAAACUUGGAAGCCGGGAACUUGAGGAGAAUCCGUUACCAACGUAUUGCCAGGCAAAAGAGAUCUGUAAACUGGAGGACCGAGCUGUUUCCCUUUCAUCGAAUUAGAACCCUCUUAGAUUUGGGAUAAUUUAAAGCUUUGUGUUUGUUUACAACUUACUGCAAAUGCUAAUGUGAUUUCUAGCAUCAUUUGUACAUCCAUUCUGACUACAGGUAUGGGUCUUUGUUUGGUAGUCUGAUCUUCAAUGCAGCAAUAGCAAGUUUAUGUUCUCUAAACUUGGAAGAAGAUGAAACAAUUUCCCUUUUCCUGUGUUGCUUUCUGUUUAGAUACUUUCCUAGUGAAUAUUUGUAUAUACAUUUUUUUGCAUUUAAUAUACAAUACCAUGGUGAACUCUC